GUUGCAUUUAACCAAGAACAAAUCACCGUCUACCGAAUUCAAACGGUCAUAUAGCGCAGCCCUUCCCAUUGGAAUCGGGAACCUGGUUCAUGAAGGACUGUAUAAGUUGUCUAAGUUUCUUGCAUGUCUGUAGCGCCUUUGGCUUGCAGUUUGUCACUCGAAAGAUACUCUUAUGCUAAAGUAAAACCGCGAAUACGUUUUCAAUACGGCGCUUCUGAAAACUGUGAACUGUUUAAAUUACCAACUUGAGUGCUCGUAGUUAGUUCAUUUCUGCUUUCAGUUGCAUUGCAAAUCUGGCAUUGCAUAUCACCGUAUAAUGGCUACAGAUGCUAAUGGCGUCCUCAAGAACAUGCCUGACAACUCACUAAAGUCUCCGCAACCUUCUCGUUUCUUUCACUCUGAUUCAGAAAACGAAACUGACUCCGCUUCUACCAGGACUAACACACAAACAGGCAGUAAUGAUUCUCUGAGUCAUCGUUCCCAGUCCUCAUCCUCUUCUUCCUCCAUCCCAGCACCUACUGCUACAUCUUCCGAUGACGAAGCAUUUCAGGCAUAUACCAGCAUCAUAGGUUCGUCUGAUGAAAAUGCGAAACAACUAUGGAAUCUUGCAAAAGGUAAUCUUGAGGUAGCCGUAAACAUGUACUUCGACAAGACUACCUCCUCUGUUCCAGCAUCAGACGAGCACUUUCGUUCAGAACCUUCGCCUUUUAACCGUUCCGAAAGUGAUGUCGGAACAUACAGUUCACCAAUCUCUUCACCGAAAAAGAGAAAAAAGCAUUCCGAUUUUUCUAUCUUUCGCGGGGCCCGUAAAAAACAGGCUUUUGAAGCUCCCGUACAGCCCAUCUCUAAUUUCUUCAACAGUUCAAAAAACAACAGAAAGUUUGUUGGUUCCUUUGGUGCCGAAGCCUGGUCAAGCGUUUCCGGACACCGGCUUGUUUCGGCUGGUGAACGUGUGUUUCUUGAACCUCAGAAGCUUAAUGCUCGCAUAGGCCGCGGCGGUCGGAAACGCUCUAAGAAUCACUCCAAAUCCAAUUCAGAAGCCCUGCCCGGAACACUUGUUCGCUUCUACAGUGAGAAACAUGUAGAGGUCGGACGUUUACCCAAGGAGAUUGCAACUAUUGUUGCUACUCUUUCGCAUAAUGGGUAUUGGUCUUUCGAAUCGAAAUGUAUAUAUGCAGACGAAGAAUUACAUAUAGGGAGCAACAUUACUCUGCAGCUUUAUUGUUUCCUUGAUUUAGAAGCAUUGUCCCAUCGCUCACCCGUAAAGUUUGCAUCGACAGUGGAAGAAGAAGGCCAUUAUACUGAUUUGGUUAGACGUCAACGUGAUUCUUUGCUUCAUCUUUUAUCUUCCAUCGCUGCCGUCCCCAUAAAAAAAGCCAUAAAAAACGAAGAUAAGUCUGGCCCCUUGUAUACCGAUAUCCUUGAAGCAUCCGCAAAAGCACAAAUACCAUUACCGCUUUCUCAACAAAAUGAAACUCCUGAUACAGAAGAAGAUGAAGUUAUAGACGAUCAAUUAGCAACUCUUUAUACAAAGGCUCAAGUCUCAUAUGCUAAUCUUCCUUCUGCUGAACCGCCGAACAAUUUCAAGCUUCAACUUCGUGGCUAUCAAAAACAGGCCCUCCACUGGAUGUUGGAAAAAGAACGGAAAGCUGAUUCACAAGACGAUGAUGCCGCAAUGCAUCCCCUUUGGGAGCAAUUUCGGUUCCCUUCUGCUCCUACUGAUGAACUUGAAGGCAUCGUUUAUGAUUCUGCCGACACGACACAUGAAUACUUUUACGUAAAUCCUUACUCGGGGGAGGUGUCCAUUCACUUUCCUCGUUCUUCUGACAAGGCAUACGGUGGCAUCCUGGCUGAUGAGAUGGGUCUUGGAAAAACAAUUGAAAUGCUUGCGCUAAUCCAUUCAAGACCGUCUGAUGAGAAUGUUAAAGCUGAUCAUAACACAAAGCAACCUUAUGCAUCCAAAACAACACUCAUUGUUGCACCUAUGUCUUUGGUCGACCAAUGGAAUCGUGAAGCACGAAACCUUUCUGAAGAAGAUGCAUCAGAAAAAGUACUGGUCUAUUAUGGUGCUGAAAAAGAAAUUGAUUUACGCUCAGUAUUACUUCGAAAGACAAAAUCACCAAUGAUUGUCAUCACAAGUUACGGUGUUCUACUUUCAGAAUAUCAAAGAAAAAACGAAGAGAUAUCUGGAGGAUUGUUUUCCGUUCGUUGGUUUCGCGUUAUUUUAGAUGAAGCUCAUCACAUAAAAAAUCGACUUAGUAAGACUGCUCAGGCAUGUUGCUCGUUGGAGUCGUCCCACAACUGGGCAGUUACAGGAACUCCAAUUGUCAAUCGGCUUGAGGAUCUCUACAGUCUUGUCCGUUUCUUACGAGUAGAACCCUGGUGUAAUUAUACAUACUGGCGCACUUUCAUAUCCUUGCCUUAUGAGUCGAAAGACGUUCUAAAGGCGUUGGACACCGUACAAUCUGUCUUGGAGCCUUUGAUCUUGCGGCGUACAAAGGAGACUCGUAAUGCAGACGGUUCACCAAUUGUUGAAUUACCUCAAAAGCAUGUACAUAUUGAACGGCUUGAGUUCACGGAUCCCGAAAAAGAAAUCUAUGAUGCGGUGUUUGCUAAGGCUCGAACGACGGUUGACGAAAAUAUCGCCGCCGGAACACUUUUCAAGAAUUACACAACUAUUCUUAGUCUACUUUUGCGAUUGCGACAGGCCUGCUGUCAUCCAAAACUCCUGCUUCAUAAAGGAAGUGAGGCCGAAAAUGCGUCUUCACUUGCAAGCAGUCAAAUACAAGCACUGGCAGAAACAUUUCAGAUUGAAAAUCCUCAAAUAUCAUCCGCUUCCUUGGGUCUUAGAAGCACAGAUGAACUGAAAAAUAUCCUUUCUGAAUGUCCUAUAUGUUGUUCAGAGCCUGUCCAGAAUCCAGUGCUUACCAAAUGUAGGCAUGCGGCCUGCGAAAAAUGCCUAGCUGAGCAUUUGGAAUAUCAAAUUAAGCGUAACAUAAAUCCACCGCUGUGUCACACUUGUCGACAACCAAUCGAUAAAAAGGAGGUUUAUUCUCCAUGUUCAAAGGAUGACAUAUCUCUACUAAAACCUCAAAAUUUGAAAUGGCGAAGUGUUCAUCAACAUCAAUCCAUCAAGCUGACUUCUCUGCUCAAGCACUUACGUCGGGUCUUUGAAGAACAUAAAGAUGAAAAGGUUGUCAUUUUCUCUCAAUUUACUACAUUUUUGGAUUACAUCAGCACACUUCUCCAUUCGCAAGGCAUUGAACACACGCGUUUCGAUGGAUCAAUGUCUCAAAUAGCACGGGCAAAUGCGCUUGAGCACUUUCGUGACAGCAAAACGAGUAAUGUCUUAAUCGUUUCGUUAAAAGCAGGCGGUGUCGGCCUUAACCUUACAUGUGCCAACCAUGUUUACUUGAUGGAUCCCUGGUGGAGCUGGUCCGUGGAAGCACAAGCACUUGACAGAGUACAUCGUCUCGGACAAGAGAAAGCCGUUCAUGUAACUCGUUUUAUUAUUCGCGACAGUGUUGAAGAGCGAAUGUUGAAAAUCCAAGAACGAAAAAACUUUAUUGCAGGCACGCUGGGCAUGUCAAAAGAAGAGCAACGCGUGCAAUCCUUGCAGGAUAUCAAAACCCUGUUUGAGUAAGCCUGUCCAAGUCAGGCCGUUCAAACCAAAAAAGCAGUUGUCCCGUCCCUUCUACCUCCAUCUCGACUCCCCGAGUCCUCCUGUCUCGCUUUCCCGUCUUCCCCGUAUUCAUAUACUUGUCCAAAAUCCAUUCUUGAAUCACCAAACACACUUGCUUGUCUCAUUCUCAUCUAUCACUUUAUGUACGUCGAGCGUUCAUAGACUACGACGGCAUAUCUAAUUUUGCUUGAGGUCAGCGUUGAUAGCUUGGUACUUUUCGAAGCUCUCCUUGAAAAGGUUGGCAUCUAAGGCAUUGUUAGUAAAUAAAGGUUUCCCAUACACCACCGGUAACGAUAUCACAAUCCAAUUGUACAUACUUUCAGAGUUGGCGAAACGAAUAGCAAAAGUCUCAGCAGCAGGCUCACCCUCGCUGACAUCAGCAGCAACAGUCCAAACCCAGCUACGGUCACUGCCAACAUUGGGAGUCAACUUCAUCUCGGGCAUCACUAGAGUCGUUGUUAGCGUUAUGAUCCUGAUAGAGAGCAUGGAACGGGCAUCCUUAGAUGCAGUCCAAAGUCGCAAUUAAAUUCACUUCAAACUUCACUUGUGAAUUGUGAUCUCGGAAGCAAUUGAACCACGUAAUCAACAAAUGAAGUUUACAGCUCCUUAGACUUCUUUCAACCCGUUCCAUAUUAAACUUACACAAAUGGUUAGCGCAGACCUUAAGAGUCUUGUCACGACGCAUGACAAGACGGGUCUUCUUAGAUUCCUUGUGUUGGAGAAGACGGGCAUCACCAGUACCACGCUCCUUCCACUCAUUGUUAGGCUUGUCAAAGCGGAAAAGCUUAGCACGCAUCUUGAAGACGACAUCUUCGUCCUCCUCGUUGGUCUUGGUCUCAACAGCCGUCAACUUGACGACGGGCUCGAAAUGAACCUCAGGUUCAGUCUCAUCAGCUUGUUCUCCAGCUUCAGCCUUAGUAGGCUCAGCAUCCUUGGGCUUCUCCUCAGUAGUUUCCUUCUUGGCCUCAGGAGCCUUGGCAGAGUCACUGAACACGGCCUUGGCCUCCUCCGUCUGCUUCUCAGUAGCAGCGGAAAAAGCGCUCUUCUCUCCCUCCUUGGAAGUAGUGGUAGCUUGAAUAUCCUUCUCUGCCGACAUGUUGCCCGUGUGCGGUUCUUGGUACGAUGGAGUACUUGGAGGAAGAGCUUUAUGUGGAAGGCCUCCAGGGUCGAAAGAAGGCAGUUCAUUAAAUUGUAUCGUUUUAUAAAUAUACGGCUCUCUUUGAAUAUUGCGAGUACAUUGGAAUAUUUUGUUCUGUAUACUAGUGUAAGUUUUUGUGAACAGUUUCUUCUUUCCUUUACCAAACUUU
Molecule: messenger RNA, 4989 nt
Organism: Schizosaccharomyces japonicus yFS275
Lineage: Eukaryota; Fungi; Ascomycota; Schizosaccharomycetes; Schizosaccharomycetales; Schizosaccharomycetaceae
Product: ubiquitin-protein ligase E3
Exons: 1
Coding region: 317-3643 (1108 amino acids)
Cellular component (GO): nucleus
Molecular function (GO): catalytic activity; nucleic acid binding; metal ion binding
Source: RefSeq, a predicted model, not a curated record